AUGGGUGCACAAGACGCAUAUGGGGUCGAUGGUGCGUCGCUCGCGGUCGAUUUGGCGACGCUCAGCAUGGCCCCAAAGCCUGUCGGACUCCUUUCUCUUCCAGGAGAGCUUCGAAAUAGGAUCUAUCAUUUCUGCGUUGAGUCCUAUCCCAUCUAUAUCCGGAGCGUUUUCCUUCCGCGGAAACCCCAAUUCAUCGCCUUGACUCGAGUAUGCCGACAGAUUCGAGAGGAGUUCCUGCCGAUGUUCCUGAAGAAAACCAAGUUCGUUAUACUUCCCGCGCACUUCAAAACUCACGGCGACAUAACCCUUCUCUGGGACGCUGAAGGCUUUGACUACUGCGUCAUCAACCUUACACCCGUUAUCCAUUUCCUGUUCCUCUGCCCAUGGCUGCGGUGUGAGUUCAAGACCUUCGCUUUAUGUCCAUAUUAUUUGAUCAGCGAGGACAUCAACAAGCUACUAGCGGCUUCGACGAACGAGGAGUGGCGGUAUGCGGUCUUACACUUCGUUUCCCGGAUCUGUCUCAAGGGCUCAGCCGAUAUCCCAUUUUAUAUGCUCGACAUGAGCCAGGACCACGACAUGUUGGACGAUAAUCCUGUUCCUCAAGUGUCUUUCGUUCUGGAAGACAACGUUGGGCUCUCGGAUCUCGCCAGGCCCUGGGGAGGCAUAAGGGGCUGGUUGGGGGGCAUGGGUAUUGAUAUUAUGGAACAUUGUCGGCUUACCCUGACAGUCCCCAGCAAUAACUCGUUCCACUUGGAGGAUCUAUUGGUGCUGCGCUGA
Molecule: messenger RNA, 777 nt
Organism: Trematosphaeria pertusa
Lineage: Eukaryota; Fungi; Ascomycota; Dothideomycetes; Pleosporales; Trematosphaeriaceae
Exons: 4
Coding region: 1-777 (258 amino acids)
Molecular function (GO): protein binding
Source: RefSeq, a predicted model, not a curated record